AUGACGCUGAAUUUGGAUCCUAACAACGCCACCUUUUUGAAGGAUGAGCAAGGCCGUCCCUUUAUCGUCGUCAGAGACCAAGGGAAGAAGAAGCGUCAAUUUGGAAACGAGGCAGUUAAAUCCCACAUCCUUGCAGCUAGAACUGUAGCCAAUCUCGUCAAGUCCUCCCUUGGCCCUCGUGGCCUCGACAAGAUCCUCAUCUCAUCCGAUGGAGACAUCACAGUCACCAACGAUGGCGCCACCAUUUUGCAGCAGAUGGAAGUGAGCAACCACGUCGCCAAGCUACUGGUAGAGCUUUCAAAAUCCCAAGACGACGAAAUUGGUGAUGGUACCACUGGCGUUGUCGUCUUGGCUGGCGCCCUGCUCGAACAAGCUGCCGACCUCAUUGAUAAGGGCAUCCACCCAAUCCGAAUCGCCGAUGGUUACGACCAGGCUUGCGACAUUGCCGUUGCGGAGCUCGACAGAAUUUCAGAUACGAUCGAUUUCACAAAGACAGACACUGCUAACUUGGUCAAGGUGGCACGGACAAGUUUGGGCAGCAAGAUCGUCUCCAAGGCGCACGACCAAUUCGCCAACAUUGCUGUGGACGCUGUCCUGUCGGUGGCUGACUUGGAGCGAAAGGACGUCGAUUUCGAGCUGAUCAAGGUCGAUGGCAAGGUUGGAGGCUCGCUUGAAGACACAUUGCUGGUCAAGGGUGUCAUUGUCGACAAGGACUUUUCUCACCCACAGAUGCCUUCCGAGGUGCGGGACGCCAAGAUUGCCAUCCUGACAUGCGCCUUUGAGCCGCCGAAGCCCAAGACUAAGCACAAACUCGAAAUCACCAGCGUCGAGGAAUUCAAGAAGCUGCAAAACUACGAGAGGGAAAAGUUCAUUGAGAUGAUUCAGCAAGUCAAGGACACAGGUGCCAAUUUGGCCAUUUGCCAGUGGGGAUUUGAUGAUGAAGCCAACCACUUGCUUUUGCAAAACGGCCUUCCCGCCGUCCGUUGGGUUGGUGGCCCUGAGAUUGAGCUGAUUGCCAUUGCCACCAACGGCAGAAUAGUACCUCGUUUUGAAGACCUCAAACCCGAGAAGCUUGGCUCCGCAGGUGUUGUCAGAGAGAUGACAUUUGGUACCACAAGAGAGAAGAUGUUGGUCAUUGAGGAGUGCGCCAACACUCGUGCUGUAACUGUUUUCUGCCGCGGCAGCAACAAGAUGAUUAUCGACGAAGCUAAGCGAUCGCUCCACGAUGCCUUGUGUGUCGUGCGCAACUUGGUGCGUGACAACCGAGUCGUCUACGGUGGUGGUGCCGCCGAGAUUGCCUGCUCCCUGGCAGUCGAGGAUGCCGCCGUCAAGACGCCCGGCCUCGAGCAGUACGCCAUGCGUGCAUUCUCUGAAGCCCUGGAUACCGUCCCCAUGACGCUGGCGGAGAACAGUGGCCUCAACCCCAUCUCAACCCUUGCUGAAGUGAAGAGCCAGCAAGUCAAGGCUGGCUCCAACAGCCGCGGCAAGCUUGGCGUGGACUGCAUGGGACGUGGCGACAACGAUAUGAAGGAAGCCUUUGUUAUUGACCCGUUGAUUGGAAAGAAGCAGCAGCUUCAACUGGCUACACAAUUAUGUCGCAUGGUUCUAAAGGUGAACAAUGUCAUUGUGGCGGGUUCUGGAGACGACGACUUUUAG
Pochonia chlamydosporia 170 is the source of this 1656-nucleotide messenger RNA. Its product is annotated as T-complex protein 1 subunit epsilon. Gene Ontology annotation, biological process: protein folding. Gene Ontology annotation, molecular function: ATP binding; ATP hydrolysis activity; ATP-dependent protein folding chaperone. The transcript has 5 exons. Gene Ontology annotation, cellular component: chaperonin-containing T-complex. Lineage: Eukaryota; Fungi; Ascomycota; Sordariomycetes; Hypocreales; Clavicipitaceae. The coding region runs from base 1 to 1656 and encodes 551 amino acids. The record is from RefSeq and is a predicted model, not a curated record.